CGAAGAAGAAGCGUCCUCGUCCUCUGCGGCAACAGCAGAAGAAGAAGAAAGACUCAGCUCUCCAUUUUUCUGUUCGCUCAUCGACGCUCGGGGAAAUUACACCCAAAUAAGAUCCGAGCUUUAGAGCCAGUCUCGGACACUCGCAAACAUGUGGGAAGGACCUCGCGGAGGACCACCCUUUCGUGGUGAUCACCGUGGAGAGAUGUUUGGUUGGAGAAAUCGUCCAAUGCCAGAUUACAGAGGUAGAGAUGGGAUGAACAUGGGUCCCAUGGGUCAUGGACCAAGACCUGAUGGGCCACCUAUGGACAUGAGAAGAAUGGAUGUUCCUCCCAUGCGGGGGCAUGAUAUGGAUCUACAGGAUAUGCGCAGAAGAGAGCCAAACAGAAAUUUCUUCAGACCAGGAGAGGAGGACUUUGGUCUUAGAAGGCACAAUGACAAAAUGAUGAAUUCCCCUGGUUUCCAGGGGCCAGGCAGGAAUUCAGGAGAUAAUGGGGGCAGGGGCAUGCCCCCACGGGAACCAAACCGAUUUAUGGACAUGAGAGACAGAGAGUCAUUUCAUCAAGACAUGCAAAGAUUUGAUAAUCCCAACGAUGGAAGAAGAGGGUUUAUCAUGGAGCGAGAUGAUGGAUUUAGGGACAUGUGUGACAGGCCCCCGAUGGGCUUUGGUGGUGAUGACCACCCUGAUAUGGACUCGCAUCCACGGGAAAGGAGAAUGAUGGACACUGACAGAAGAGGAGGGCCACCCUUUAAUCCUAGAGGUCGAUUUGAUUCAGAUAUGGAUUUCAGAAAUCGACCUGGACAGUCCGCAGACUUCAGAGGUAGAGAUAGAUCUCCCUCAGCAUUUGGGAAGAGUGGUGGUCCUCCAGGUGACAGGGGACGAUCAGAAAUGCCUUCAGAUGUUGUUGAUCCUCAGACUCAGAGACCAGCGUUUAUGGGUCCAAAAGACAUCAAUGAGAGAGAGUAUUCAGGUGGUAGUCCACUUAUGGAUUAUCGGAGUGGGGAGGAAAUGACUCUUGCAGAAGAGUGGAAGAAACGUCAAAAAGACAAGAGUCCUUUGUUGGGUAAAAGCAUGGAAGGCGUUCCUGAACCCGGCUUCCCUGCGGGUUUUCACAGAGAUGUGAACAUUAGGGAUUCAUCACCAUUUCCUGAGAGGGACAGAGGAUCUUUUGGCUUCCCAGGCAAAGAUGUUGGUUUUCCCCAUGGUGAACACUUUCCUGGAACAGAUAUGCAGUCAGUCAGUAGCAAGGGCCCAAAAGAGCGUCUGCCCCCAGAAAUGAAUCCCCAAACUGUCCCCAAACUGGAUAGAGAAGAUAAACCUUGGCUUGGAGAACGGGACUCAAAGUAUAUUCAGAAAAAAGAAAACCGUGAUGAAACCCCUCCUUAUCAUAUGGAGAGGAAUAAGCCCUCGCUUGAGAUUCAGAAGCCUAAUGAUCGUUUGAAAGGGAUGAAGGAUCUGCCACAGGAUCAAGGACCUUCCAGGGAUGCACUUGGAGAGGAGCAGGAAUUCCAAGGCAGUAGUGCAGGAAAGCCAAAAGACCAAGACUACAGGGACAUAGAUUACAGAACAGGGCCUGGAAGAGUGUUUGAAUAUAAUCACGAGGAACUUCAAGCACCAGAAAAGCUCCUGGAAGUUUCUCAGCCAAUCACACCUUCAAAAUUUACUGAUUCUGGUUCUCAGGAUCAAGAUUACAGGAAUGCAUCGGUGGACAAGGUUUCCAGUAUUAUAUCCAUAACUGGCAUUCCAAAGACUGCCACAACGGAUCAGAUUCUUGGUGCCUUCGCAGUUCGUGAUGGUGUGCCAAUUCAGGGAAUGAAAAUCAAGAAUGUUGUUCCAGGUUACAGCUACGAUAUGGCCUAUGUGGAGUUUUUAAACCUCGAGGAUGCAGUCCACUUCAUGGAGUCCAACAAGGGUUCCCUAAAGGUUGGUGCUAGAACAGCUUCCAUGAAGUAUAUCAAGCCGGAUGAGUGUGAAAGAGGAGUUCAUGAAUCAGACCACAAAGUACCCCAACCCCAGGAGCUCCAGUUGCCCAGAUCAGAUAAACCUUUAGAAGACUUUAAAAAUCACUCAAACGGUUCCAUCCCAAAAGGUCUCGUAGAGCAGCCGUCGAACAUCCAGUGGCAGCGAAGCUCGGACCUGACUCCGGAGGCUUGGCAGCAACAAAUUGACCAGCAGCUCCUACAGCAAGAAACGGAGCAACAGGCAGAAUCCUGGGGGAACCAGAACCCUCUUCAUCACGGCUCACAAGAAUUACACCCUGUAUUCAAAGACAGCAAAACCAUGAUAAUAAAGAACGUAAAGCCCACCACCACAGUGGAGACCAUCCUGAAAGCUUUGGACCCUUUUGCGUAUCUGGAUGAGAGGAAUGUCCGCCUGGUGAAGGGAAAGCCACUGGGAAAAAAGCGCUUCUGCUUUGUUGACAUGGACUCCCAUGAGCAAGUGACACGCCUGGUUGAGCUCCUCACUAAACCCAAGCCUCUGUAUAUUGAUGGAGUCAGAGUUUAUGCUGAGGUUGCAAAACCCCUGAGGAACCAAAGUUUCAUUCAUCUUGAUAAACCAUACACUUCUAUCCUUGGCCAUCCACCUGACGCCGGCAUGAUGAUGCACCAACCAUACCAACAACCGCCACCGUUCUUGCAGCCUCCUGUUGGUACCCCGUCUGCACUGGAUGGUGAAUUGAUGCGUGGCUGCAUUGACCCUGCUCUGUCUUCUGACCCCAGCAUGAGGCAGGAUCUUGGGUGUGUUGAACCUCCCGCUGUAGCUCCGUUGUACCAGACCGGCGGGCCUCAUGUGCCUAUGGACCCAGCAGGGAUGACUGCCACCCCAGAUGUAUCACAGACCUACAUUUAUGGUUCUGAGAUCCCCGACACGUCCAACUACUUGUAUGAUUCAACUUCGGGCUUUUACUACGAUCCAGAAACAACUUUGUACUACGAUCCAAACUCAAGGUACUUCUACAAUGCCCAGACCCAGGAUUACUUGUACUGGGAUGCCACGUCGAAGACCUACAUCCCAGUUCCAGGAGGGUACUCUGCAGAUACCCAAGCGGUGACAAUGACGGCAGAAGACCAAGCCAUUCUGUCCAACCCAGCAGCAGACGCUCCUCUAGAAAUGAAGAAACUAUCGGAACCAGCAGAUGCAUCGGGAUCCCUGACAGCACUUCCAGACUCGGGUGCCAGCUCCACUCCCGAGGCCGUCUGCACGGCGCCUACUGACAAAAAGGAAGAUGACGACACGGGGAAAAAGGAUAAAGAAGACAAGCCGAGAAGUCUUGCUGCUGUAAAGAUUAUGAAAGAUAUGGAACGCUGGGCGAAGAUCCAAAAUCGCCAGAAGGAAAGUGUGCGUGCUCCGUCUCCUGUCCUGAAAUUUGGAAUAGAUGAUGACAAGAAGCAGUCAAAGUCAGCUGAUGCUGGUUUUGCUGUAUUUGAGAGAAAGAUCUCUGGUGUGGAUGAUCUUUUUAAGAAGCCUCUUGCUCCGAGUUCUAAAAAGGAUGAAAAGUCAAAGCGUCCAAUGGGCUCCUUGGGUCUCCUGGCAUCAGACUAUGCAGCUGGAAGUGAUGAAGAGGUGGAAGAAGAUAAGGAAGAGGCAGCUAAAGGUCAAACCUUUCAGAGCGGCCAGGCAGAGGACAAGGAAGACAAACUGACCGAUUGGAAGAAGAUGGCCUGCUUGCUUUGUAGGAGACAGUUCCCCAACAAGGACGCUCUGGUCCGCCACCAGCAGCUUUCUGACCUGCAUAAACAAAAUAUGGAGAUCCACCUCAAGAUCAAGCGGUCAAAGAAAGAGCUAGAAGCAUUAGAGAACCAGGAGAGGGAGGUAAGUCUCAAUGCCAGAGAACCUUCUAGAUCACCAGAACCGAAAAGAAGAAAACACCAUCACCCACAGCCGCAGCCUCGUAACACCUGGGCAGGUAGCUCCAGGGAAAUGAACAAAGCCAGUGAGAGGCCUGGAUUAGGUUCUGAACCCAUUCAGCAGAAGAAGAAGGAGCCUGUUGUUUGGGACCAUAACACCUACAAACAAGCAGUGCGCAAGGCCAUGUUUGCACGGUUCAAGGAACUUGAGUGAUCUCAUCUGAACAUAUCUUCUUUCUGAUAUGUGGACUGUUAAUGACGCACUUGUCAUUUUUGGCACUAAAAAAAACCCUUGGACCAUCUUUACAGAUGUCUCAGAUGUCAUUAUUCACAAGUCACAAUUUUGUACACUGAGAUAAAAAAAGACAUGAUGAAAUCUAAAAAUCUGCAGUGGAUCCUGACGACCAGGAACAGGAAUUGCUGGAUGUCCCCAAUGAUGGUUUUUGUAUAGAAAUUUACUCUGAUUUCUUUUUCGUGCCAGGGGUUUUGUGUGGUCUGUGAAGCCACUUGUGAAUCUUGUCUUUUUUCUGUUCUUAUAAACACUGUAACACUGGCCACACUUUUAUUUUAAAAUUUAAAUAUUUUUUACAUUUUCAUUUUCAUGGGUUGAAAUCCCUACCAUGUGUUCAUUUUAUAAAUAAAAACAGAAGAAGACA
This is a messenger RNA of Cololabis saira (Pacific saury), 4502 nucleotides long. It is a transcript of the gene rbm6, whose product is annotated as RNA binding motif protein 6. The transcript is spliced from 23 exons. Lineage: Eukaryota; Metazoa; Chordata; Actinopteri; Beloniformes; Belonidae. The record is from RefSeq and is a predicted model, not a curated record. Gene Ontology annotation, cellular component: nucleus. Gene Ontology annotation, molecular function: RNA binding. Gene Ontology annotation, biological process: mRNA splicing, via spliceosome. Bases 149 to 4060 code for a protein of 1303 amino acids.